Messenger RNA from Asparagus officinalis (garden asparagus), 1653 nucleotides. RefSeq names its product protein WVD2-like 3. Gene Ontology annotation, molecular function: microtubule binding. The record is from RefSeq and is a predicted model, not a curated record. The coding region runs from base 22 to 1212 and encodes 396 amino acids. The transcript has 8 exons. NCBI's taxonomy places the organism in Eukaryota, Viridiplantae, Streptophyta, Magnoliopsida, Asparagales, Asparagaceae. Gene Ontology annotation, biological process: microtubule cytoskeleton organization.
UUCAAACUAAUCUCCUUUUCCAUGUUCAAUUUGAUAAAAAUUAGCUUCUUCAGUAAUAGAGUGAAUUGGGACGGUGGGAAGGAAUUCGUUCUAAAGGCGAGGCCUAUGGGAACAGAAGUUAUAAAUAUACCUAUUGAUAAACAAUCAGACUCUGCAGUGAUAUCUACAGAAAAUGGCACCUCCAAUCAAGUCCAUGGUCUCCAUUCUAAAUCUCCUUCAGUCGAUGAAUCUGGUGGAGCUAGAAAAGACCUUUGGGGUCCUAGGAUUUUUGGCAAGGCUAGUGAAACAAAGGAAUCAAAAGAAUGGAAAGAAUCAAAGGAGUCUGACGUAAAGGAAUGCAUUCUCACCUCUCCAGUAGAAGUAUUUCCUGCCCAUCAAGAUGCAUUGAUUGCAAAGGACUUGAAUCCCAAAGGUCAGGAUCCAACCAAUUAUGAAGAGUCAGAUUCCCCCAUUAAAUCUGUACACAGAUCUGAUACAACAGUAAGGACUCAUCACACUGCUUCUCACCCAUUUCCUCCUGCUACUGAACGACGUGCUUCAGCUGGUUACCAGCCUUCUGCAGCUUCUGCUUCAAAUGGAAACAAGCCUGCUAAAAUGAAAAUUAUUCAAGUAACUGACACACCAAAGAAAUCUAAGGGAAUCCCAAACCAUAAAGUUAGGAAGCCUUUACAAUCUGAUAAUGGAACAAACACGGAUGAGGAUCCUUGCUCUCCUGUUUCAAUUGCAGCUUCUCUAAGAUCUCAUAAAGCUAGGACGACGUUGGCAACUGCCCCUGUUUUUAAAUGUGGUGAGCGUGCUGUGAAGCGGAAAGAGUUCUAUGCUAAAUUAGAACAGAAGCAAAAGGCUUUGGAGGCAGAGAAGAUGCAAUCUGAAGCUAGGAGUAAGGAUGAAAUGGAGGCUGCUCUAAAAGAAUAUCGGAAGAAUUUGAUUUAUAAAGCAACGCCUAUGCCAAGUUUUUACCAAGAAGGGCCUCCUCCAAAGAUUGAACUUAAAAAGACACCUCCAACCCGUGCAAAAUCCCCCAAGCUUGGCCGAAGGAAGAGCUGUGAUGAUUCAAACAACGGAGAUAACAACAAUGGCAUAUGUUACCGAUUGCGUCGUCACAGCCUUGGCAGCUAUAAGGAUGAUUGCAAUAGAUUACAAAAUAAUCCAAAGAUUGGAAAUGCAGCUUCCAAAGACAAAGGAAAGUUGUUACCCAUCCCCUUGAUGUAAGAGUGGCAUCCUGACUUGUCGAUAUCCUCUUCUUUCUGUCCAUCUUUAGAGCAGAAAAAAUCCGUCCUCUUCAUUUCUUUCUGUCCAUCUUCAGAGCAGGAAAAAUCCCUUACUUUCUGUCUAUCUUCAGAGCAGAAAUAAUCCCUUACUUCCGAGAAAAUGGGUCUUCCUUCUAUGCACCAGUUGAAGAGUAUUUAUUAUCAAGGCUUCUUUUAUGUCUCACCAGUCUAAGAAUAUUUAUGAUCGAGGCUAGUUUUACAUAUCAUGGUUUAACUUAUGGAAGUUAAACGAAAGUGUCUAAAGUCUUCACUUAUACACAUUUUUAUUAGUCAUUUCUAAAUGGAAGUGUGUAAGUCUUACUUGUUUUCUUUCAUGGUUUAACUGAUGGGAGUUUAAUGAAAUUGCGUAUAUGUCUUACUUGGAGACAGUUGUUGCUGUUGA